UUCUGGUGCGAGAUAAACAAACCCUAAAACUGGGCAUUUCCUUUGUAUCUGCUCUCUCUCGCUCUCUGUCUAGCUGCUGAGUCUUGCCCCCACCUGCUGUCUCUGCUGGUCUCUCUGUUACUAUCUCGGUCGCAGGCAUCUUUACCUGCUCCAGCCCGCUCUCUCAGGUUGAAGUUAGGACAGUCAAAAAAUGUCGCGGAAAGGGUUGAUGGAGCAAGACUUGAGUAAACUGGAUGUAACGAAGUUACAUCCACUUUCUCCUGAAGUUAUAUCUCGCCAGGCAACUAUAAAUAUUGGCACCAUAGGUCAUGUGGCACAUGGCAAGUCAACAGUUGUGAAAGCAAUAUCCGGUGUUCAGACUGUUCGUUUUAAGAAUGAGUUGGAGCGUAACAUUACAAUUAAACUUGGAUAUGCAAAUGCAAAGAUAUAUAAGUGUGAAGAUGAAAAGUGCCCCCGGCCUAUGUGCUACAAGGCAUACGGAAGUGGAAAGGAAGAUAGUCCUAUGUGUGAUGUACCUGGGUUUGAAAACUGUAGAAUGAAAUUGCUGAGGCAUGUGUCUUUUGUUGAUUGCCCGGGUCAUGAUAUUCUCAUGGCUACAAUGCUUAAUGGGGCAGCGAUUAUGGAUGGAGCAUUACUUCUCAUAGCUGCAAAUGAGAGCUGCCCCCAACCACAAACUUCUGAGCAUCUUGCUGCUGUUGAAAUUAUGCGUCUCCAGCAUAUCAUAAUCCUUCAAAAUAAAGUUGAUCUGAUUCAAGAAAAUGUAGCCAUCAACCAACAUGAGGCCAUUCAGAAAUUUAUCCAGGGAACUGUUGCUGACGGUGCUCCAGUGGUACCAAUUUCUGCACAGCUGAAGUACAAUAUUGAUGUUGUGUGUGAAUACAUUGUGAAAAAGAUCCCAAUUCCAGAGAGGAACUUUAUCUCACCACCUAAUAUGAUUGUAAUUCGCUCUUUUGAUGUCAAUAAGCCUGGGUUUGAGGUUGAUGAGAUAAAAGGUGGUGUGGCUGGUGGAAGCAUCUUUAGGGGUGUUUUGAAGGUCAAUCAAUUCAUUGAAGUUCGUCCAGGCAUUGUUGUUAAAGAUGAGACAGGGAAUAUCAAGUGCACACCAAUAUAUACUAGAAUAGUUUCACUUUAUGCUGAGCAGAAUGAGCUACAAUUUGCAGUGCCAGGAGGUCUCAUUGGUGUUGGCACAACUAUGGACCCUACUUUGACGCGUGCUGAUCGGUUGGUGGGUCAAGUCCUUGGUGAUGUAGGUUCACUCCCUGAAGUUUUUGUUGAGCUUGAGGUGAACUUCUUCCUUCUUCGAAGACUUAUUGGUGUGAGGACAAAGGGCACAGAGAAGCAAGGAAAGGUAUCAAAACUGGCUAAAGGAGAGAUUCUGAUGCUGAAUAUAGGAUCAAUGUCAACUGGUGCUCGAGUUAUUGCAGUGAAGAAUGAUCUUGCCAAGCUGCAGUUAACAUCUCCUGUAUGCACUAGCAAGGGAGAGAAGAUUGCACUCAGUCGAAGAGUUGAGAAGCAUUGGCGUCUUAUCGGGUGGGGUAUGAUUCAAGCUGGAACAACCCUUGAUGUUCCUCCGUGCCCCCUUUGAGUGAUCAUAAGCAGGUGCAAAAAGAGCUGUAAAAGAAGCACAGAGAGGGAUUUUAAUUGAGACGCGGGAAGGUCAAGCAUACUGGUUGGAAUGACUUGUAUCCAGUGGAGAAUACAUUUUUUGUUAUGGCUAUUAUUGUUUGUGGUGUUUCUUUUUUCGUUGACUCUCCCAAGUUUUGAACAUGGGUCACUUCAAUGGAUGGUAUGUAGUGGGUCCUUGAUGAAAGGUACUAAAAAUGGCGUUUUCAUGAA
Manihot esculenta (cassava) is the source of this 1836-nucleotide messenger RNA. Its product is annotated as eukaryotic translation initiation factor 2 subunit gamma. The record is from RefSeq and is a predicted model, not a curated record. The transcript is spliced from 9 exons. Gene Ontology annotation, molecular function: GTP binding; translation initiation factor activity; tRNA binding. Gene Ontology annotation, biological process: formation of translation preinitiation complex; positive regulation of translational fidelity. Bases 191 to 1585 code for a protein of 464 amino acids. Gene Ontology annotation, cellular component: eukaryotic translation initiation factor 2 complex; cytosol. Lineage: Eukaryota; Viridiplantae; Streptophyta; Magnoliopsida; Malpighiales; Euphorbiaceae.